GACUAAAUACACUAUACAGUCACGUUUCUGCUAUUUGCUGACGUGAACAUAGUAACGAACUACUACCCGGAUGAUACAAGGUCUAAAAUAACUUUUUAUCCUCAUAAUAAUAUAUCUAUCAGGAACAAUACCAAUCCUGAUGAAGAAUUUGUGAGUGUCACUUUCAUGAAGGAACUGUUAGACCAACAGAAACUAUACUACAAGGACCUUUUAGACAGACAGGAACAGAACUUUCGAUCUUUCGUGCAAAUAAGUACUGACUCUACUAACCAAAGAAUGGACAACCUAGUGCGAGAAAUGCAGGAUUUGAAAUCCAGCUUACAGUUUUCCCAAGAUGAACUGAAAGAUCUGAAGGCCGACAAGGAUAGCAAUUUGAAGAAGAUAAAGCAGUUAGAACAGGAUAUUGCAUCGCGCAACGACGACGUGUCCACAGGUCUCACCGAAAAACUAGAUUACAUCGAAAACCAAUCAAGACGAAAUAAUCUGAUCUUUGAUGGCAUCAAAGAAGAGAAAGGGGAAACGUGGGAGCAAGCUGAGAUGAAAGUUAAGGACGUGAUCAAGAAGAAGCUGCACAUAAACCCAGUCCAUAUUGAGAUUGAGAGGGCACACAGAAAUGGAAAGCCAGGAGAGAGGCCACGUCCAAUCGUCGCAAAGUUCCUCCGCUAUAAGGACAAACAAACCAUCCUCGGGAAAGCCAAAAUGCUGAAAGGGACUUCAAUCUAUGUGAAUGAAGACUUCUCCGAUAGAGUUAGAAGGAAGAGAAAGGAGCUCCAGCCGGCUCUACGUGCAGCUAGAGAGAGAGGACAGUUAGCUUACAUUAGGUUUGACAAAUGAGUCAUCUCAGACCGCACACGCGAGUCUGCUGGCAUUUGAAAAACUUAGAACAAGAACAGAAUGUACGUAAUGCAACGUAUAGGGUCAGUUCAGACAGUAUCAGAACUGAACUUUCUUUGUUUUAAUCUGCUAGGUAAGCUCUUGUUUGUGUGUAAUUGUCUCAAACCAUGGAUUCUGACUCGUGCCCAGUGCUAUCUAAC
Messenger RNA from Branchiostoma floridae (Florida lancelet), 1034 nucleotides. RefSeq lists its product as uncharacterized. The transcript has a single exon. The record is from RefSeq and is a predicted model, not a curated record. The coding region runs from base 166 to 834 and encodes 222 amino acids. Gene Ontology annotation, biological process: retrotransposition. Gene Ontology annotation, cellular component: ribonucleoprotein complex. NCBI's taxonomy places the organism in Eukaryota, Metazoa, Chordata, Leptocardii, Amphioxiformes, Branchiostomatidae. Gene Ontology annotation, molecular function: single-stranded RNA binding.